AUGGUAUGGAUACUUUGUGGUGGUGGUGAUGGUGAUAUUUGUGAUGGUCGAGGUGGUUGGUGUUUUAGUGAUUGGCGCGAUGGUGGUGGUGGUUGUGAUGGAAGAGGUGUAGCAUCUGAAAAUGAAGAGAAUCAAGGCAAAUUUCUGAUUCCUUUUCACACUUAUAUCCAGAAUAACAUCCCGCGUGAAGCCCAAACAAUGGUCCUAGUUGAUCAUCCCAAUGUUCUUAAAUCACAUUGCUCCUUUGUUAGUGAUCACAAUCUAUGGGUUAUCAUGCCUUAUAUGGCUGGAGGUUCCUGUCUCCACAUUCUGAAGGCUGCUCAUCCAGAUGGCUUUGAAGUGACUGUUAUUGCAACAGUAUUACAGGAAGUUUUAAAGGGUUUGGAAUAUCUUCAUCAUCAUGGAUUCAUCCAUCGUGAUGUUAAAGCUGGGAAUAUUCUCAUUGAUGCACGAGGUGGAAUAAAGUUGGGAGAUUUUGGUGUCUCUGCUUAUUUAUUUGAUUCAGGUGAUAGACAACGUAUGCGGAACACAUUUGUCGGAACUCCUUGUUGGAUGGCGCCGGAGGUCAUGGAGCAAUUGCAUGGUUGUGAUUUUAAAGCUGAUAUUUGGUCCUUUGGCAUAACUGCUUUGGAGCUUGUUCACGGCCAUGCUCCUUUCUCAAAAUAUCCUCCAAUGAAGGUCUUGCUAAUGACAUUACAAAAUGCACCCCCUGUCCUUGAUUACGAGAGGGAUAAGAAGUUUUCGAAGUCUUUUAAGCAAAUGAUUGCUAGUUGCUUGGUGAAAGAUCCUUCAAAACGACCUUCAGCCAAAAAAUUGCUGAAGCACCCUUUCUUUAAGCAAGCAAGGUCCAACUAUUAUAUAGCUAGAACAUUGUUGGAGGGUUUGCCAGCACUUGGAGAUCGCAUGAAGGCCUUGAAGAGGAAAGAAGAAGACAUGCUAGCACAGAAGAAGAUACCAGAUGGGCAGAAAGAAGAAAUAUCACAGAAUGAAUAUAAACGGGGGAUUACCAGCUGGAAUUUUAACCUUGAAGAUUUGAAGGCACAGGCUACCUUGAUUCCAGAUGAGGAGAUUAUUGGUGACAAGGACCAAGGUGGGAGUUCGAAUGCGCUGUCUGCGUUUGAUAUUCCAGGGAAACAGCUACACAAGUUUCAGCAUCAGUUCUCCUUCUCAAGUCAAUAUUCAGAAUUAAUUUAAUUCAUCUAAGGCAGACUCAUCAUCUUCCGACAACAUCCAAGGCUGCUUAGGACCCCGGAGGAAUGUAAACAAGCACCAGGUGAGGUACAUUUGCAUGUCCAUACACAUGAUCAUGAUGGAGAAUCUUUUGUUGAUGAGCGUGCCCGAGCUGUCCAUGAAAGAUAUCAAGAAAUAUUACGGGAAAAAUCACAGUCUCAGUCUGAUAUUGAUCAAUGUGAAGCAUAUUACGAAGCUGCUGGAGGAACAAGGAAGAGAAGAAUAUAUGGUCUUGGAUCUCAAGCACAAAGUUAUUAUGGGCCGAAUCUUUGCGUC
Molecule: messenger RNA, 1506 nt
Organism: Lycium barbarum (goji berry)
Lineage: Eukaryota; Viridiplantae; Streptophyta; Magnoliopsida; Solanales; Solanaceae
Exons: 12
Coding region: 1-1194 (397 amino acids)
Biological process (GO): protein phosphorylation
Molecular function (GO): ATP binding; protein serine/threonine kinase activator activity; protein kinase activity
Source: RefSeq, a predicted model, not a curated record